GAGCAUAUAGUGCAAAUCAUUAUGGACAACAGCUUCAGCUACACAGGUAUCUCAAACCAUAUCUUGCAAAACUAUGGAAGCAUUUUCGUGUCCCCUUGUGCAUCUCAGUGUUUGAACAUGAUAUUAGAAGAAUUCUCCAAGGUAGAUUGGGUCAACCAAUGUAUAUUGCAAGCGCAGGUCAUAUCUAAGUUUGUGUACAACAAUAGCUCCGUGCUAGAUUUGAUGAGAAAGUUAACAUGUGGGCAAGAUAUUAUCAGAAGCGGUGUCACAAGGUCUGUUUCCAAUUUUCUAUCGUUGCAGUCAAUGAUGAAACACAAAGCAAGGUUAAAGCACUUGUUCAAUAGCCCAGAGUAUACCCCCACUAAUACUAAUAAACCACAGAGCAUGUCAUGCGUGAAUAUCCUAGAGGAUGAUGAUUUUUGGAGAGCUGUGGAAGAAAGUGUGGCUAUUUCCGAGCCUAUCCUGAAAGUGUUGAGGGAAGUUUCUAGUGGAAAGCCCGCUGUAGGAUCUAUAUAUGAGUUAAUGUCCAAGGCCAAGGAGUCAAUACGGACAUACUACAUAAUGGAUGAGAAUAAGCAUAAGGUCUUUUCUGACAUAGUUGAUUCCAAGUGGUGUGACCAUCUGCAUUCACCUCUUCAUGCA
Molecule: messenger RNA, 642 nt
Organism: Camelina sativa (false flax)
Lineage: Eukaryota; Viridiplantae; Streptophyta; Magnoliopsida; Brassicales; Brassicaceae
Source: RefSeq, a predicted model, not a curated record